Cokeromyces recurvatus is the source of this 766-nucleotide messenger RNA. RefSeq lists its product as uncharacterized. The record is from RefSeq and is a predicted model, not a curated record. Bases 45 to 521 code for a protein of 158 amino acids. Lineage: Eukaryota; Fungi; Mucoromycota; Mucoromycetes; Mucorales; Mucoraceae. The transcript has a single exon.
UUUUUUUUUUUUUUUUUUUUCUUUUUUCUGAAUUUUGCUAUAUAAUGCUGCCUCAAUUUGGUUAUAUUGUAGCACAGGCUGGUGCAGAUUCAUAUCCAAAUAAUAAUCCACCAUCCUACUAUUAUCCUCAACGAUUGCCUCCUCCUAUUCUAGCUGACAAAAGAGAUGAACAACAGCAGCAACAGCAACAACAACAACAACAGCAGCAGCAGCAGCAACAACAACAGCAGCAGCAACAACAACAGGGAUAUAGACCACUUCAACCAUUAUUAUUACCAUCAUCAAGAAUAAAUGACACACAACCACCACUUCCACAUAUGAUUUGGCAUUCUGAACAACAACCAUUGCCUCCUAUUAACCACCAGCCACCAGAUGAUCAUAAAGUAACAACGACACCAGCAGUAGUAGCAGUACAACAACCAACAAUAAUAGAAAAAGAUCAGAUAACAGACGAUCAAACUUCACCUUGGCAUGGUAAUUUAUAUAUAUACAUAUAUAUCCACGCCACACACGAAUAUUAACAAUACUAUAUAGAUUUUAAAACCAACAAUAAUAAUAAUAAUAAUAAAGUUGUUCUUGUACGCCGAAUACGAGAAUCGAACGACCUCAUUAGUCUCAUGGAUACUGAAUUCUGGGAACAAUGCGACGAGUAAAGAAAAAAAUAAUAAAUAUUUAUAUAUUAGCCAAAUUAUAGUACUUACCUCUAAUUCUUUAUUUCUCUCUCUUUUUCUUUUUUUUUCUUUUUUUUUCUUUUUUUUGUUAUCAU